Alosa sapidissima (American shad) is the source of this 1973-nucleotide messenger RNA. RefSeq names its product schwannomin-interacting protein 1. Gene Ontology annotation, biological process: positive regulation of hippo signaling. Lineage: Eukaryota; Metazoa; Chordata; Actinopteri; Clupeiformes; Clupeidae. Gene Ontology annotation, cellular component: plasma membrane; cell junction. The record is from RefSeq and is a predicted model, not a curated record. The transcript has 7 exons. Bases 636 to 1391 code for a protein of 251 amino acids.
UUUCAGAUAAAUUUGGGAUAGUGGGAAUAAACAUACUGUGUGAAAUGAUCUGUAUUGGACUAUACAUUGUCUGUCAUUGUUCCUUUUUAACAUCGAUUGCCUUUAUGAACUCCUUCCAAAAGCGCUCGCAAGAAUCCCAGUUUUCCCAUCUGUUUCGAGUCGACAUGCGGAUUGUGAAACUGGACACCUAAACUGUUUCUUAACCCUUUGUGCCAACUUCUUCUCAUGUUUUUUACUUUAUGUUUUAAAUAAACCGAGACACAUCUCUCACACUGUGUAAUUGUGGGACUUGUAUCACGCAUGUUGAUUAUGUAUGUGGCCUCAAAAGCACGAACAUUUCAAAGACACCACCGAAAUUACGCAGUUAAAGACAGAGGUUAAAGAACAGUCUGGGAAGUUCUGGGAAGUGGGAAGGCAAAUAGGGCGGGAGGAAAGGGAAGGGGUAUGGGUAUUUCCUUGCGCCAGAGGAAGGCAAAAACAUCUUUUUAUAUUUCGUUUAGUGUUGCGGGACAUCAUGGUGUCAAACCCAAGGCAUUGGGCGUAACGCAACAGCUGCUGCUGCGAUGUCAGGAAUUCAGCGCCACUUGAACUAGCCCCGCCGAACAGGGUCCCCGGACUUUGUUAAAUACCACUGAAUGGAGGGAGAUACAGAGAAGACUGAAGUUAAAGCUAGUGAUGACAUCAAACUUUCAGGUCAUGAGGUUACAGCGGGGGGCUCAGCAGCUGUCCAAGACGUGGGCUCGGCGGACGACCAGUCUCUACCCAUCAUGCAUUGGGAGGCUUUGAGCCUGCGAAUAGCUGAACUUGAAAAACAAGAGGAGGAGAGAAGAGAGAGGGCAAAGACUUUGAAUAUACCAGAGCGAGGGAGAGUCUUUGGCAGUUGGAAGGAGGACCGGCAGCAUGCGUUUCCCACGGGCCAGUGGGUAGACUCGGAUGAGGAUGACUGUGGGGGAUGCCGUUCACCUGUCACUAAAUCUCGGUUUAAUAGUCAGAAAAACCUUCAGCUCUGCUUUAUUAACAACAGUGAGAGUGAUGAGGAUGAAAAAUCUGGUAGUGAGUGUUCCAAAGAGUCUGAGGCGCGAGGUGGCCAGUCUCCGGGUCUAAAGCUGGAGGUCCAGGCUGCACUGAGAGCUCUGCGGGAUCAGCUUUUAGCCGAGCAGAAGGAGAAGGAGCGCCUGACUUGCAGUGACUCUGGCAUGAGGAGGAAGCUGCUUGACCGUAGUGACCUCCAGACGUGCUCUGUGCAACAGCUAGACUCACUCAGGGAGUCCCUCUUCCAGAACAUCCAUGAUCUGAGUUCCCAGUUGGUCGCUCAGCUCUUAGUACGGGAUCAUUUACGGACAAAGCAGGACGCUAUGCUUCUGGAUGUACAGGAUAUGACAUCAUUGUGACAAAGGAACAACUUGGACAGGACCCCAACCCAAACAGUUUACUUUGUGUGGCGAGUUAUCGCCUUACUUUCCCACAUCUCUGUCCAGCCUGUCUGUUUUUUCAAGAUUUUGCCAUGCAACAAAAUUGUAGCAUUCCAUAUACUCCUACGCAAGAGGACAACAUCAUCGUCAGACCAGUUUCCUGUUAGUUUAAAAGGAAGCUUUGAGUAAGGCAUAAGAAGGUGAAUCUUACAAGAGAUUUACUGGUGCUAUAUGUAAAUAGGUUUAAUUAUUACAUUGUUGUCACAAGUUUUAUUGUGUGAACCCUCUUGUUUUUAAGUGUUUAAUUUAUAAUGAAGAGGAUGCUUAAAAAUCAACUAAAUCUCAGUUUUAGUGUCUGUCGAUUCACAAACAAGCUACCAUCAGUUGUAAUACUAUAAUUGAUGUUUUGGUCAGAGUAUUUUUCAUUUUGAUAUGAACUUAAAGCUGCAAAUGUUCUUAGGCUGUCACAGUUGUCCUGAAGGAUAACAUCAUUACUAUAAUCAUUUAUCAUAUUAUUAUGCAUUUUUUUGCAUUUAAUAAAUGUAAUUUUAUAUAAAGUUA